Molecule: messenger RNA, 1768 nt
Organism: Hemibagrus wyckioides
Lineage: Eukaryota; Metazoa; Chordata; Actinopteri; Siluriformes; Bagridae
Gene: ankrd2
Product: ankyrin repeat domain 2 (stretch responsive muscle)
Exons: 8
Coding region: 1-762 (253 amino acids)
Biological process (GO): regulation of transcription by RNA polymerase II
Cellular component (GO): nucleus
Molecular function (GO): RNA polymerase II-specific DNA-binding transcription factor binding
Source: RefSeq, a predicted model, not a curated record
AUGGAUAAGGAUAUCCUGUGGGCCACCACAAUAGUGGACCAAAAAGCCGAGUUGGACCAACAAGAGCAGAAACGCAGGACACGUGCACGGAAGCUGGGAAUUUUGAUUGUGGAUGGCACUAAAGACCAAAGAGAGACAAACAAUGAAACACUCAAUCAGAGUUUUACCAAUAUUGAGGGUCCUGUGGAUUGUGAAAACUUCUUAAAGGCAGCCACAAAUGGAAAUGUCAAAGUGGUUGACAGGUUCUUAGAAGACGGAGGAGACCCAAACAUAGCUGAUGAGUUCAGAAAAUCAGCACUUCACAGGGCUGCCUUCGAGGGACAUGUUGUGAUUGUGGAGAAAUUACUGGAUAAGGGAGCAAACAUUGACUUCCAAGACCGGUUGGCUUGUACAGCUGUGCACUGGGCAUGCCGGGGUGGACGUGUAGCUGCUGUUAAACUCCUGCAGAGCAGAGGAGCUGACUUAAACGUCAAAGACAAACUUCUGAGCACUCCAUUACAUGUGGCUACCAGAACAGGACAUUGGGAAGUCGUAGAGUAUCUUGUAUCCAGUGGUGUCCAAAUUAAUGCCAAAGAUCGGGAAGGUGAUACUGCAUUGCACGAUGCUGUCAGACUGAACCGAUACAAAAUAGCCAAGUCACUAAUACAGGCUGGAGCAGACAUGAAGAUAAAGAACGCUGUGGGUGUUACUGCGACUGAGCAGGUGAAGAAAUGGCAGUGUGACACUAAGGAGAUGCUGGAGAAGCUGGACCAGAUGAAAUAGUAUUUCAUUUCAUAAAGGACAGUUGAGUCCUCACAUGAAAAGAUUUAUGCUCUCUUUCAGUGGAUUAGAAUUAAUGAUUGAUUUUUAUCUGUAGCCUACAAAUGGGUUUGUAUAGAAAUUCUUGCACUGAUGCGUAAAACUGGCGACAUUUUAGUUUAAUUUAAAUGGUUUCAUAUCUGACCCACAGGCAUAUAACACAGAAAUAGAUACAACAGAUUAGGUUUAGAUUGACAUAACUCACUUCUGUUACAGCGGCUUACUGAGUAUUUGUUUAAAUAAUUUCUCCUUAAAUUUAUUUGGUUUAAUAAUAAAAAUAUUUUACAAUGUAUUAUAAUGUUUCAAGCAUUUUAGCCAAGCCACAUUAUUGAGUAGAACUUUGCCACAGUAACCAACAUUAUUAACUUGUGUGUAAUUCAUCUUCUGUUGACUUGAACUGAUUGAAAUGAUCUGAUAUAUGUGCAGAGACAUGUUUACCCACAUUAAUGUUAACUGCAUUAAAGCACAAAUGUGCUGGCCUUCUUUUAUAAAUACAUGCUCCAGGGACAAUGAAGAAAGCAGGGUUAGGAUUUCUGUUUUGUCCCUGACUUAACAGUAGGCUUUGUGAGGAGGCAUUAGUGCAUAGUUUCCGGUUACUAUCAGGGGUUACCCUUUCGUACAAGUGAAAUGGAUAUACUGUACCCUUGCCAGUCACAUGGAUUAGCAAUACCAUGCUUCGUAAUAAUGUAAUUAAAACUUAAAGAAAGAUACUUGUUGCUCCAUCAUCAUUAAACCCUAAGACAUUUUAAGAGUGCCUAUUAGCCAGUAUCAAUCAAUAAAUCAGAUGAAACAUUACAUGCAUAUGCACGCAUACACACACACAUACACACUGUGGAGACUUUGUGAGACUGGAAAUUUCAGUAUUUGGCUCUGCUUACAUGUGACCUCUAUGUAUCUGGCACUUUGACUAUGGUGAGAGAUUGAUUUCUACCCCCAUUUGUUCAAGCACUGAUGAUUUAAGCCAGCUAGA